AUGGUACCAGACUGUCCGGCCCUGUUCCCAGUUUACACCAGUUGGCAGCCCGCGGACGGAGGGAGAAGGCCCAUUGCACAGUGCUCUUUGGAGCGGGUCCGGCCUGGAGGAUGCGACCUGACAUUGCCCAGGUAUACAGCACAUUCCAACGGACUGAUGAAGUUAGUGAGAGACCCCCAAAGAACCGUCAUUUACGCUGGGGGUGUCCAGGAUCUCUUCAUCAUUAAACCUGAUAGUAACGGCAACGAGGUCAAACCUAUGGGGCUUUCAAUGUUCGAGGAUGAAUGCAAGCAAGAAAGUAAUUCGGAUUGUCGCUAUAACAUAUCACUCUUAAGGGAGGGAGAAGAUGGUUUUCCCUUGUAUAUCUGUGGUACAAUGCCAGGCAAACUGAAAUGCUGUAGCUUGAGCUCAAACAGCUCACUGGUAAACUGCUGGAAGAGAAGUUCUGAUGUAACACGUUUAAAUAUAAAUGAACCAUCGGUCCAAAUUGGAGGUGCUUUGUAUUUUACUGUCUCUGCUAAGAGUGAUGGAGGAGUCAAUACAGCGACAACUGGUCUCUACAGGUUCGGUGAAGACAUGGACAUCUGGCCGCAGGGAGGCCAGAAAGAACAGAGGUAUGUGAAAGUCGUCGCGAGCAGAGGCCGGGAGGAGCCUUUGCAGGACAAGGUUUACACUUUUUACACAGAGAAGAAUUUAGAUGGCAAAGCUCCGGCCUGGAUCCCCAGAGUUUCCCAGUUCUGUGUGGCUGACAAGGGCGGGACCAAAGCACAUCUCCAGUUUCGUUGGACGUCGAUGCUGACUGGCACCCUGGCCUGUGGGGAGAGGGACCAGGGACGAUAUUUUACUGAGCUGAUCGACGUGGCUGUGAUAGAGGCCAAACACUGGAGUGAAACCAAGAUCUACGCCCUCUUCAGAAAUGACUGGGGCAUGAGCGGUGUGUGUGUUUACACUAUGGCCGACAUCGAUGUUGCUUUCAGAACGUCCAGCUUCAAACGGCCCGAGGAAAACGAUACACCGUCACGACUUGGAGAGUGUGUUAAAGACAGUCAGCAGCUUUCUGCACAGGACCUGAUGCUAAUGGCAAAACAGCCUGAGCUGGAGGAGUGGAUAAAGGGGGAGAAUGCCAGCCAUCCUCUUUUAGUUAGCCACCGACGCUACACCCACAUCCAGGUGGACCGGGUUGGGGACAACGCCCAGCACACUGUCCUACUGCUGGCACUGGAGAGUGGAGGGAUCCACAAAAUUUUGGCGGGGAACGGCCAGGCCUUCAUCAUCGCAGAGUUUGAUACCUUCCCACACGGGACCCGCAUCCAGAGCAUGGUCCUGGGCAGCUCUGAGAAAAGGCUGUAUGUUAGUUCCCACACUGAGGUGCACCAGAUCAACCUGAGCAGCUGCAGUCUGUACGGACAUGACUGUGAGGGCUGCGUCCAGGCCAGAGACCCUUACUGUGGCUGGGAUGGACAUCAAUGCACAGAGGCUACGAGGCACACCCGUCAGGAUGUUGUAAACGGAAGUGCCACGGUUUGCCAGAAUGAACCAAAAGGAGAACACCUCAGUGGUGAGAGGGUUUGGCAUGUCGAUCCGUCCUCGCAGGUGUUCCUGGUCUGCCCUGCUAUAUCCAGACACGCCAGGUACACCUGGAUUCACCAUGACGCUGAGAAAGCCUGUGUCCCAGCGGGGCAGCAGUGUGUCCGGCUCAUAGACAGCAUGUCUGAGGAGAACGAGGGAGCCUAUAAGUGCCGGGUCACGGAGAACGGUGCCAGCCGGGUCCUGGCUCAAUAUCACCUAAAGCUGAACAGUGGAGUCUCUCAGGGAAAGAGUGCCCUGCUGACUUUGGCCUGUGCAAUGCUCCUGCUCUCUGUGAUCUACUAGCAAUGUCUGUGGAAGCUGAAUGUUGUCGGGCCUCCCUGAACACACAGCAGUGUUUUCGCCUGGGCAAAGCUUCUCUCUCAACGUUUUCCACCAGCAGCCUUGCCUAUAUCGGUGAGCCAUAACUGCAUCUAGGGAGGAAAUAGUGGUUUCUAUGGCAACCACCAGGAGACCAUAAAAGGACUUCCCAACUCAUGUUCUCACAUGUGGUCUGUAUGAUACACACAUGACACUAUGCUGAGUGAGACAGGACAGUCCAGUGAUGCGUUGUAUCAAUCACCCUCAAAAGCCACAAGCUGCCCGACCAAAGUUGGACGGUCACGUUUUUAACCCUGCGUUUGAGUAACUCACGGACACACCAAAAAAAACGCAGCUGUUUCAGCAAUCAUAUGGUCAGAGACGACUUACAUGUACACACUCCAGUUCUGUUUCUGUAAGGCGUCCUCAAGUGUUCUCUUCAUUUGCCAGGGCAGUGUUUGCUACAGAGUAUAUGGAUAAAUAGCAGAUUAUUUUUU
This is a messenger RNA of Chanos chanos (milkfish), 2384 nucleotides long. RefSeq names its product semaphorin-7A. The record is from RefSeq and is a predicted model, not a curated record. The coding region runs from base 1 to 1872 and encodes 623 amino acids. Lineage: Eukaryota; Metazoa; Chordata; Actinopteri; Gonorynchiformes; Chanidae. Gene Ontology annotation, biological process: axon guidance; ossification involved in bone maturation; negative chemotaxis. The transcript has 14 exons. Gene Ontology annotation, cellular component: plasma membrane. Gene Ontology annotation, molecular function: chemorepellent activity; semaphorin receptor binding.